Dipodomys ordii (Ord's kangaroo rat) is the source of this 6696-nucleotide messenger RNA. RefSeq names its product purine-rich element binding protein B (gene Purb). Gene Ontology annotation, biological process: regulation of transcription by RNA polymerase II. The record is from RefSeq and is a predicted model, not a curated record. The transcript has a single exon. The annotation marks the transcript as partial. Gene Ontology annotation, cellular component: nucleus. Gene Ontology annotation, molecular function: DNA-binding transcription factor activity, RNA polymerase II-specific; RNA polymerase II transcription regulatory region sequence-specific DNA binding; purine-rich negative regulatory element binding. Lineage: Eukaryota; Metazoa; Chordata; Mammalia; Rodentia; Heteromyidae.
GGGCCCGGCGGCCUCCAGAGCGGCCAGACCAUCGCGCUGCCCGCGCAAGGUCUCAUCGAAUUCCGCGACGCGCUCGCCAAGCUCAUCGACGACUACGGAGGCGAGGACGACGAGCUGGCCGGAGGCCCAGGAGGCGGUGCCGGCGGCCCCGGGGGCGGCCUGUACGGGGAACUCCCGGAGGGCACCUCAAUUACGGUGGACUCCAAACGUUUCUUCUUCGAUGUGGGCUGCAACAAGUACGGAGUGUUUCUGCGCGUGAGCGAGGUGAAGCCGUCCUACCGCAAUGCCAUCACCGUGCCCUUCAAGGCCUGGGGCAAGUUUGGUGGCGCCUUCUGCCGGUAUGCGGAUGAGAUGAAAGAAAUCCAGGAGCGGCAGAGGGAUAAGCUUUACGAGCGUCGUGCUGGGGGCAGUGGCGGCGGUGAGGAGUCCGAAGGCGAGGAGGUGGAUGAGGAUUGAAACGGCAGCUUUCCCCACUGGCCUCCCCCACCCUGUUACCCGCGCCCCCCACCCCCCAUCCCCCUGGCUAGUUCCCAUUCUUGCUCAUUCCCCUGUGAGCUAGUGGAGAGGGAGCCCGGGAGGCCACCAAGGGAGAAAAAAAAAACCAACAAAAUUAAAAAAAAAUAAUAUAGUUAAGAGAAAUAACCAUAAGACAACAGUCUUGGACAGUGAGUAAAGCAGUAAAGUUCCAGAAAUUGACAGCAACCUGCAAAGAGAGGACAACAGCAUCUCCUCACCUGCAAGAGUCUCAGCUUCUAUUUCCCACCCGAGGUUCCUAAGCUCAUCUAGAUAAUCCUGAAGGGGAUAGAUUUCGAGUCUGGGCCCCUAAACACAUCUGACUUACCCAGAUCCAUCUGUGGAUAACAGUUGAAUUUGUGUUGUACCUGGGUAAAUCUAAAGUAUCUCUCCAGCUGCCGUUGCAGUGUCUAUCCUUCACCUUCAUUGUAAUCAGCCUUUUGGAUCGAGAUCUUCACGGAAAUUCUUGAGACAGAGAGACCUUUGCACUUACCCAGUCCUGAGAGUCCAGGUUUAUGAAAAGGAAUGCAACUUUACACAAUCAUGGACAAGGCAAAAAAGAAUUCAAGAAGCCAUCAGCGAAUCAAAACAAAUUGGAUUUUUUUUUUAAUGGUUUUGCAUGGAACCUGGCCCCAUGUCUUUUCUUUGCAGAAUUGUUUUCCGGGAUGCGAAAAUUCAAAAGCCAAUGCUUGAACUAGAGAAUUCAUUACUAAAAUGGUUUAAAAGUUGGGCAAAAGGAAUUUUUUUUUCAAAAAAUAAAAGCAGUUUUACAUUGGGGGUUGCUGAGGUAGGCACAAUAAGUCAGGCAUAAAGCACAAGGCGAACUCGUUGAGUGGAUGGGUUGCUGCUCACUAAAGUUCUUCCCUUGAUCUCUAAAGGUGGAGGUCAUUACCAAGAAGUGGCAUUGGUGUGAAUGAGAGCCAGAUCCCAUGGCUCUACCAUAUGAGCCAGUGAAUUAUGGCUAAUUUGGCUGUUACAGCCACUGGUUGGCUGCAUUUUAAACUGUAAAACUUGAUGAUUUUCUGAAAAAGGAACCGUGUGGCUACAAGCCUGAGCUUUAAUGGAAUAUGCAUCCUCACAGAGAAGUUGGAAAUAACUAAAACUGAAGUCUUAAUUCACCUUCAGUUUAAUCUGUGGAUUUGUUCAAAUACUAAAGAUCCUCAGGUUCAGAAUUCCAGCAUCAUUUAUUCUUUAAAACAAAUUUUUAAGAACUUGAUCCAUCUUAUUAGUACCUCACAAUCAAAGUUGGCAAAUGAUGGAUGAAUGAUUCAAGCAGUGCACCCGGUGGAAGCUGAAAUCCAUCUGUGAAUGGAACUGAUGUGAACGUGAAUAUGCUGACUAUAUCCUGGAAGCAUUUUUAUACCAUCUUGAAAUUGCAACAUACUGGCAUUGGCCAGUUUAUCCAGCUGUCUUUCAAGAAUAAAAGUUGGGGUUUUCAUGGAUCGCCUCUUCUAUAUUUUAAAUGGAUUUUCAGUAGAAAUGAUUUUUAUUAAUCAAGUUAAUCCCACCCCAUCAAAAGGUAUUUCUAGAAAUGUCACAGGCCUAGGAAACUUUGAAUUGAAUGGGAGCUAAUGUUCUAUCCAAAGUUUUCAGGUAUUCUUUGUGUGACACCUUCUCAACUAGGAGGCAAGUAACCCCACCUCCACAAUCUUAGUAUUUUUUUUUAACUGCAUGCCUGCCCUUUAUUUGAGCUGCCUUUUUAAUUUAUUGCAUAUCCUUUUUAUUAUCUUAUUUUGGUAUUCAAUCUAUACAAUCUUUUUGUAUUUAUUGGGAAAUAAGUAAUAUACAAAAAGGUCAUUUUCAUGUAUUUGUGGCUGAGAGGGAGGGAGAUACUUGUGUAUAUAAAAUUAGGCUUUUUUUUUUAAACUAGACUAUGAUUCAGAAUAAUGUUGAUCUUAGGUUCAAAGAAAUAGAAGAGCCACAAACAUUGGUGCCCUUUUCAGACUAUUUCUCUACUCACAUCAUUCAUAGUAGAAUUUUUAAACAUUUUUUAAAGCUUUUCUUUUCAAUUUUUCUCCGUUGCAAAGAAUGUUUCCUAAAUUGUAUGGGAGCAAUAGUAUUUUUGAUGUUUUAAUGACAUCCGUAUACUUGUACUGUAUUUUGUACCACAAGGCAGCUGUUUUCAAUAAUGUCCUGCUGUAUUUACCUAUGUGUUUUGAGUGUUUUGUUUCUUUGCUGCGGAGAACAAAUUCCUAGUUUUAGUAAAGGAGAUGAGAAGCUAGCAUUAGGCUUGCAGAAACUGCUUAAGUUUCAACUCUGAGGCAGCAAUGAAAAUUAAGGUUGCAGCUAUUAGUUGAUCGCUGUAACUUUUUCAUUUUCAAAUCAUGUACAAUUCCUGUAUAGACCAACUUGUUUUCUUGCUUCAGUGGUGAUUCUGUUGCUCAGCUGCAGUGAGCCAGUUCAAUUUUGCAAAGGUGCAGUACCUCUCCUUUUCAAGGGAGUGGUUUAUUAAUCUUUUUUCUUUUCUUUUUAUUUGGCUGAAUUGCAGUAACUAGCCUUGCCUUUCUAUUCUGUAGAAAUGACAGGGUCUUCACAAUCCUUUACCAGUGGCUACUAAGCUAUAAUUAGCUGAAUAGAAAGAAUGUGGAAGUGGUCUGAGGCGUAUAGAGUAUAUGCCAAGAACACUACCAUAUAUGGCAUCAGCUUUGGUUACCAGAGAAAUUUUCUUAGUCAUUAGACCAUAUAACAGUUAUAUAUCAUAUGUAAGUCUUUAGAUAUCAAUUUGAGAAUCCUCCAAAAAAAGGAGCAAAGAAUGCGUAAGCUAUGUGUUGGCAAAAGUAAUUUAUAUUAAAAUUUUGACCUGCCUGUGUAAGAUUAAGUGGUGAAUGUCCUAGUGGUGGGUUUUUAAGUCUUAAACCAAUCUCUGAGGUUUAUUUUUCCUGCAGGGGUGUUUCAUGGCCUCUCUUCCACUGUAGGAAGAUUGCAGAAGGAUGUGGAUUAAUUGUAGCAUUUCACUGAUCCUCAUUCCAGUGACUAGGGACAAUAGAAAUCUGCAGAGCAUGGAGAUUCAUUCAUUAAUACUAGCUUAUUAAAGGAAAUAGUCUUUGUUCCAGUUAGAUAAUGGCAUUAUACAAACUCUGGGAAGCAACUUUCUUGUUUUGUUUUUAGCUGCUUAUUACAAACGCUUUAGAAGUUGUUUUUAAAAUUUGGCAAACAUCCCAGCUAAUGAAAAUAGUUACAUUCCUUAGAAAUAGGGAACUAAAACUCCUUUUCAAAAAAUUGAGUUUUAUUUCAAACUAGCUACAGAGAUAAGCUUUUUUUUUUUUUUUUCCAAACAGUCAAAAGAGUCGGUCUCUGUGAAGAGAUGUUACUCUUUAGGUUUCUAUUGUCCCUUCUCAUCAUUUCAGCAAGUGAAAUGGCAAUUCUGGUGAGCAGAUCUUUCAGUGCAUAUGCUGCACCAAACAAAAUGUCAGUCUGUAUAGCACCAAAAAUCAAACUGAAAAGUAAACCAAAAACCCAAAUACCCUAUGGAACUGUUGGAGGCAUAUAGGUGGUACAACUGGCUGUAGCUGUGGUACACACAUGGCUACUUGUCAUGUCACUUUCCAUAAUUAUUUACUGCAGAAUGAUUGAGAGGCUUUUGGUGCAGGCAGCCAUUAACCUCCUGCUUCCUUUGUUACUCUGGGUCACUUUGCAGUAAAUUGCAGGUCUUUUAAGAGAUUCAAGCUUCGGUUUUCUCAAAACAAAACAAUUAUCUUGUCUUAUCUGAAAAUGCAGGGUUGUGGGCAAAAGAGGCUGGUUAUAAUAAUGCCCUCAUAUUGAGUGGUCUGUAAAUGGCUGCACACUUCAGGCACUGUAGUUGCCGAAGAUGCUUAAAUAUGACCUUGACUGGCUUUACAGGGGUGUAGAAUGUAAUCUACACAAGGUGACUGUGCAUCUACCUUGCUCUUGAGGUGGAUAAAAUUAAGAAGCUGGAGUGUGUAAGCCAUGCACAUAAGUAUUCUUCACUGUAAAUUUUGUUUUCAUUUUUAACCCAAUUAUGGUACUUUGUCCAAUGCACAACUGAUCUCUCAGUAGAUAUUCAUUUGAAAAUCGUGUGGCCUUGCUCAGUGAGAAGGGAGAGGAAAGAAGUGACUUUUUGCUUAUAUGAAAAUGACUUGUUUGCUGAGAGUUGUUCUAUAACACUCUAGGUAUGUUUUUGAUUGUAUCCUUUUUGAUUGGGAAAGUUAAUGUUUUGAUCCUGGAGCUAAUUCAAUUGAGUUUUCUAAGUAUCAGAAUUGCUCUGAUGAAUAACAAAGUUGACAGCUUUGAUGUCCAAUCUCAGGUUUUUUAAAAUAUAGUGGAGUGAAAUCCCCACUAUUAUGAAUUCUUUAAAUCAAUAUUAAUUUAGGACACCUUAAAAGUCUUGUGCAUAAGUAAGGCCUGUUCAGAGAGCAGACCUUUUUGCUCCUUUUCCACAAUUGUACGUCACUUGAAAAAGUGUCAAGUGAUUUUUGCAUUGUAUAUUUCCAUUUUAUCCCUGACAUAUUUCUCAAAGAUAAAGCACUUUUUGAUCAUGAAAUGCAUAGGAUCUUUGUGUGAUGUGGAUCAUGGUUUCUCAGGCUCCCCUAGAUAUUCUGUUUAUGAAUAUUAUUCUAACUUUAUGUCAGGAGAGUAGAAAUCUUUGCUAACGUUAGAAAGUUUGUAUUGUUGAUUCAGAAUACAUUUUGCUAGUUUCCAAUGGAUGGGAGAGUAAAAAAUGCUGCAUUCACAAUUUAAUAAGUUACUUUCCCUUAAGCCUUAAGGUAACUUUUUCUUUUCUGUCAACAACAGCACUGAAGUUACAGUAAAUGAAUGAGAUUAUCAGUUUUCAGGGUUGUUUUUAGAGUACUGUAAAUCAAUUAGCUGUCUUCCGAAAGAGUUACAAUUCCCAUUCAAUAUACUGGAUAAUGGGUGUAAGGGUGGGGGUAGGGCAGGGUGGGGGGGAGAUAGUUUGUAGAAAAGAAAAAAGAAAAAAAGAACCAUGUUUACCUUAAAAUACAGACAAGAAAAAAGUCCAUAUGUCCCAUUUGAAAUUCCAUACGCAAGGUGGAAAUGACAAAUUACAGCCUCAUUUCCUCUGCUUUUAAUUUAGAAAAAAAAGUAUUCAUUUUUAAUAUUAGCUUCAGAAGUUUCUUGAGAUAACUGGACUCUUGAGUAGCAAUUUCCAUUAACAUAUCUGACUUGACUGUGUAAGUCAUCCUCAGACCUUAUUCUUAAAACCUAGUUUCAUUACUGGAACAUGUGCAAUCCACUUUUCAGUACUGAAAGUUAAAUUCAGAAAAUAGAAAAAUAAAAUUGCAUCAGCAUUGUAAAGAUUUCUUGUCCUGGGGAUUCCCAAUUGCAAUGUGUCCCCCUGAAUCAAGCAAGGCCUUUGUGAAUGCCUUUUGUAUUUCCUAAUGCAGUAUGGAAUAUGCUGUCCACUUCUGUUCACAGUCUUAACUCUCGUUUGAGAAUCUAACUCAUGCCUUCUUGGAAUUAGACAUUCCAAUUGGGACAGAUAGAACCAUGUUAAAACGAGCAGAUGCCAUAUUGUUAGCUUUACCACAGUAAACUAGUAAAAGGGAGAGCACAACUUUAUUAGAAGCUAAGCUAGCAUGAUAGUGAAAGUUUUUAACUCAACUUUUCUAAUAGAUUUUUGAAUCUGGGAGCAAUUUUUAUUUUCCCCAUGCUAUAUCUGCUCUCCACUGACAGAUAAGAGAGGGCACACAGUGAAAUGAAGGUCCAGAGUUGUGAAGAGAAAGUGAUAGAUACAUGACGUGGCCACUAGCAUUUUGCAGAAGGCAUGAGUUUGUUCUUUUUUCCUACGUUCAGCAUCUCUUCAAUGGCUAACUUUUUCAAGACUCACUGAGACCAUCUCUUAAAGGCAAAAUGUUUUGUCCUGUGUUGCAGGAUCAGGCUGGUCAGAAAAAUCUGUGCUUGGAAAUAGAAGGGCAAGUGGAUUGUUUCUUCCCUUUUAACAUUUCUUCUUGGGAGAAAAAAGUACAAGAGACUCAAAGAAAAUGAAAGAACAGGAUUUUAUCACUAAACACAUUUGGAGGUUUUGUUUUAAAUUGAUAAUAAGCAUAAAUCCUUUUCUUCUACCAUGUCACUCUUCUGUGUAAAAAAGCUCUCUGGAGCUGGGCAUGGUGGAACAUGCCUGUAAUCCCAGGUAUUUGGGAGACAGAGAUAGAUCGUGGCCCAAGGCCGGCCCUGGGCAAUAAACAAAAGACCCUAUCUGAAAAA